CUCACCCUGUUGUCAUCUCCUUCCCCCACCCAACCUAGUUCUUUCUCACUCUGUUUUCCUCACCGGAACCUCAGCUCCGACGCAUCUAGGUGGGGCAGCCUGUGCCUCGCCGCCGAGCCGUGCUACUACGGCGAGCCCCCUCAUCUGCCGGCGCUGCGCGACGCCAGCCGCCGGCGAUCUGCUCCGCACUGAAGAGCAUUUUUUUAGGGGAGUGAUAAAAAUGUCAGACCUUUUUAGUGGGAUACAAGCUGCGAUGGUUAUAAACCGUGUAGAAAAUUGUGACAAAUCUGUUGAAGAUUGGGAUAGCGACGGUGAUGGUUCAGGUUGUUCAACGGGGGUAGCUGGAACACCAUGCUUCACCUCGCGGUUAUCUGUGCUAAAGGCUGCUUCAGUAAUUGCCCAGUUUAGCGAAUUUAAGAGACAGUUAGUUAGCGAAAUCGGUUUUGGGGGAAUGUUAGAGUUGAAGUCAUGGCAAAAGAUUAAUCUGAAAUACAGUGCGUACUUGAUGGAUAGAGUUGAUUUAGAUUCAUGCUCCUUAAACCUGGAGUCACAGGGGGUGUUGGAUUUGGUUGACAAGAAUAUAAAUUAUGUAUUUGGCAUCCCAUGUGGCAAUCUAACCAUUCAAGGUGAAGGCGUUGAACCAUCUGAAGCUUGUAUCGAGUACACGCGUGUAGCAGCAUCAUUCAGUGAGAAAGGCACACAUAGCCUAAAAGCUGCUGAAUCAAUCUUACUUGCACCCAUAACAGAAAAAUCAACGGAAACAGAGAAGCAUUGUUUCAAAAUUGCCUUUGUGAUUUUCAUCAUUGGACAUGUGCUUGCUCCGACCGCCAAACAUGACUACAUAUCAGUAGAUUUUUGGGCUGCACUGAAUGAUGUCAACAAGAUCAAAGAUUGGAACUGGGGGGCAUAUGUGCUGAAGAAUUUGUUACAAGCAGUUAGGAAGUUCAAAACCGAUGUUUCAAAGAGGAACCCAACCAUACAUAUAGUUGGAUGCCAUCUGUUUCUGCAGGUGUUUGUUCUCGACAACUUAGAGCUCGGUCUACUAAACAAGCAACACGGAGUAACACCAAGAAUAGGCUUGUAUGAUUAUGAGUCAAUGAAAAAGAUGGUCGAGCAAAUCACAGUAAACAUCCCAAGUGGUGAAGUCACUCUCAGCGGCGGCAAGGUCAGGGAUGAUACGCCUGCAGGGGGUAUUGAGUCACAUGUAAAUGUUGCAGGCACAGGAAAGAUUGCCAAACCAGCUUUCACCCUGAAAAGAGCAAGUACUCCAUGCUCGCCAAUGUUGCGAUCUACUUACACGAAGAAUGGCCCGCAAGAGUUUUCAAACUAUAUACGAUCGCGGUACCCAACCAUAUCAGCACAGAAACUUGGCAUUCUCCUUCGGGAACAAAAUGCACGCGGCCUGGCAAACAUAUCGGAAAUGCGGCAAGCGUUCCAAUCAAACAUGUUCACAUUCACUGACAAGCUAAUGGCGUGCCUCGGAGAAAUGUGUACAUGUUGUAAAGCACACGGACGGAAAAUGUGUGUCCUCAAGAGCGAAGACAAAACCAUACACGAACCGCCCCCAACUCCAUCAACUGAACAGUUAAGCACUCCACUAGUCACCAAGAUUGGACCACGCCUUCCUGCACCAGGAAUGCCAGAAGGUCAAGUGUCUGCUACUAGUUCUGUUUCUAGGAAAAGGGAUGGAAGCCUAUCAUCAAGUAUGCAGUCCGGUCCAUCUAAGAGACUUUGUUUACCAGCCUCCAUUGGAGAAGAUGACCUUUGCCAAAAACAGAGACCAAUAGCCCAAGAUUCUAUAGUUAUGGACAUCGCUAGCAGCAUCCUGUCAAUGUAUGAUGAUCUAACAACCGUCCUUGUCACUUAUUAUGCCGAGAUCCGUCCAGCACCCACGGCGAUCUUGUUUGGUGCAACAACAGACGGAGCACCUGUGAAGAUUGACCUGGCACAGUGCAACUUUGGGAGGGACCCAUGGGUUGCUGGUUCGGUACCCCCGCCCCCUCCAGAAAAUGCGCUUAGGGCUAUACGAGACUGGAUGUCAGCAGCAUCCAUGACCAAUUUGCAGAGGAAUUGGAUUUUACACCUUAAACCAAGGCUCAUAUCAAUCGAAGGGAUUGAAAUCCAGCAACAACUUGCACAUGGAGACCCAAUGUCACACGAGAUAUGUACUGCUAUCUUUCGGAGGCUUGCCCAACUGGACCAGUCUUGCUCUAAGGACACGCCUGGCAACAUCUGGAGGAAGUACAUAGAGCCUGACUUUGCUACAACUGUUUUGUCGAACGCCGAUCCAUUGACUGGUCAAUCUAUUCGCACUGGGUUUCAGGAAGGAACAGGUCUUUGCAACCCAGCUUCAUGCCGAAUGUGGUUCAUCCCAGCAAUUCUUCCAGAUGGAUGGGCUGUAUAUUUAUUUGAUAUGAUGCGGAAACGAAUCAUUGUGUUAGACCCAGCAGUUGGCCCAUUUGGGUAUAGCAAUAGGCGGGUCAGCAUGCACGAGUUUGUAAGCAACAAACUGCAUGCUGCCCUGUUCAACUGUUUACAUAGUUUCUUCAGUUCUUGGCACUGUGAUUCCACUAACUGGGGACGCACAUUCCCGAUCAUAAUGCGGGAAAAAAUUGAGAGAGAUGAAACUGGCUUGGGUGCUACUUUCUUUGCUAGGAAUUUCGACGGUGACAGGCUACAAAUCCCGCUGACCAAAGAGACGUUGGCAUCACACAGCAACCUCAUGCUUUACGAGCUGAUGCGGAUGCAAGGGAACCAAACCAAGGCGGCACACGAUUCACUCGAAGCAAUCAAAGGAACGUUCCUUGUUCUUUAGGGCAGCUAGAAAGACGAGCAG
Triticum aestivum (bread wheat) is the source of this 2836-nucleotide messenger RNA. RefSeq lists its product as uncharacterized. The record is from RefSeq and is a predicted model, not a curated record. The transcript is spliced from 11 exons. The coding region runs from base 221 to 2815 and encodes 864 amino acids. NCBI's taxonomy places the organism in Eukaryota, Viridiplantae, Streptophyta, Magnoliopsida, Poales, Poaceae.